Molecule: messenger RNA, 2598 nt
Organism: Coregonus clupeaformis (lake whitefish)
Lineage: Eukaryota; Metazoa; Chordata; Actinopteri; Salmoniformes; Salmonidae
Product: specifically androgen-regulated gene protein
Exons: 4
Coding region: 225-2168 (647 amino acids)
Source: RefSeq, a predicted model, not a curated record
GACUCUGCUUUAGGCUGAUUGCGUAGUUUCACAGAAAACCGGUAUUGUAUUUCAAUAGGUUUGGAUAAUUGUGAAGAUAGCGCGUUUCUUUGAGUGCAAAUGAACUUUGUGGACAGGUAAUAUUAUUAUUCUACUGCUCUCAGUUACUUCCCCAUCUGGACCCAUCUGUGACUUCCAGCCAAUUAGCAGAGGCCCCCUGAACCCCUGGCACCUGUCCCUUUGCCAUGCCGAAGAGUGACACGUGGCCGGGCGGCGUUGCCAUGGAAUCCUUGAUCAGUAUGGACAGCACUGGGAGCUGUGACAGUGUGGUUAGCAUGAACUCUGGCUUUAGUGAUGACAGUCUGGAGCACCUCUCUGCUGAGGAGCGUGCGUGCCUCAUGUUUCUGGAGUCCACCAUUGAGUCCCUGGAGAUGGAGGAGGACAGUGGCCUGUCCAAUGAUGAGCCAGACCCCAGCAGCCUGGCAGCCAAACAUGGCCACCUCUCUAUGGGACAGACCAGACUGGAGGAUAUGUCAGAACUGCAGCAUGCUGACUCAGGAAGGGAUCAGAAGUCCUUUCUGAACUGCAUAGUGCCUACACCACUUCUACUGGCAAAUAGCCAUGCCAGUAUCCAGUUCAAAGCCCCAGCUGCUGCCACCCAACCCACUGCUCCAGCUGCAGCAAUUGAGCCCAGAGUCCCAGCCCCAGUAGUAGCAACCCAGCUCAGUACCACAGGGGCAUUUACUGAUCUAAAACCUCCAGGGGUAGUCACUGAACCCACAGUCUCAGAGGUAGUCACAGACCCUAAAGCUCCAGAGAUAGCAACUGUGCCUAAGUCCUCAGAGUUGGCCACUAUCACAAAAGUUCCGGAGUUGUCCACUGAGUCUAAAACCCCAGAGUUCGCUGCAGACCCGAAAGCUUCUGACUCUGCCUCGGACACAACCUGUUCCUCAGCCACCUCAGAUUUACCUACAGAUGAUUCUGUGGACAACAUGCCUAAAGGAGUCUCUGUAGACAGCAAGUCUGCAAAGCGUCAAUCUAAAGUUCACUCUGAGCUGGAUCUGAAGCUGAUUCCCCCUCCCUCAGACUUCAGGGAUGAUGAGCCAGAGGAGGAGAGUGAUCCUCCAGUGCCUGCAGAACUCAGAGGUCCACUAACCUACAGUGAGCUGGAGCAACUACACAGGAGAGCUCCACCAGCCUCCCCUGGAUCCCAACAGGCACCACCUUCUAAACCUCCUGUUGAUCUGCCUGUACCUGUUAUUACCAACUCACCACCCUCCCACUCAGAGGCCCUAACCAUCCCCAUUCCUAAGGCCCUGGAAACAAAGAACCCACCUGCCGUGGCCCCUAAGCCCAAGAGGCUUCCCUCCAACAUCAUCCUGAAGUCCCACAAGUCAGAUAGUCACCCAGGCCCCCCUCUCCCCUCGCCCAUUGACAGGUCGAUGAUUGACCCCCAGAAGGUACGCUUGGAGGCCCUACGGAAGCUCGGGCUCCUGAAGGGUGAAGAUGGAGACUCAGGCCCUGUAGUUUCACCCAAAUCCCGGAAGUCAUGGGCACCCACUCCCUCUCCUCGCAGCCCGGCUGCCACCCAGACCCAAGCCCCAGCCCAAAUCCCAACUCCUUCCCCAGCCACUACCCCUGCCCCAGUCCCAGCCACUAUCCAUACCCCAAUCCCAGUGCCUGAUGCAGUCGCUGCCCCAGCCCUAGUCCCAGACCCAGUUCCAGUGACUACCCCAGUACCAGCCCGAGCCACUACCCUUGCUCCAGUUCCAGCCCCAAUCCAAUUCAGUGACAAUGCCAAAGCUCUGCCCUCGCCCCUUGCAACCCCUCCUUCACCACCCAAGCAUAUUCUCCCUCCCGGAGGGGUCAAAUCAGCCACUCUGGAGCGCUCCGGCAUGGGUCUGAGCAGCUACAUGGGCAGCAAUGCUUCCCUCAGGGCAAACCGGGAUCCCAGUGUCCCUUUGUCCCCCGGCGACCAGCGUAAGUCUAGGCCCCGCCCUGCCUCCCUAGGAACUAGGAAAGACUUCAUGAAUGUUCAGGGUGAGGCCUGCCACCCCCAGUCAGGUCAUGGGGAGUCUCAGAACAAGCUGCCCCGCUCCCAUGGUAUCAGUGUGCUGAUCUGCCCCAACAGCAAGAGUGGAGAGGACCGACGGGAGGCCCUGAAGAAGCUAGGACUGCUGAGCGACUGAGGGAAGGGAGAGGGGAAAUGGAACUGCACCAUUAUGGAAUCCAUAUGAGGGGUGAGGUCUGAGGAGGAGGAAUGUUCUUAAUAUGGAUUCUAGUUUUUAGUCACUGGGACACUGAAACUUAUCGGAAGAUUACUCUCUCCAUAAGGCCUUAUUUGAAGCAACAUGCAGAGAGCACUAUUUGAUUGAUGAAGGAGUGUCUUCUUGCCUUCGUACUGCACAGAAAUGCUGUAUGUACCCCAAGACUGCCUUUCAUGAAUAUCAUGAUUACAGUAUCAUACUACUAUGAGAUACUGCACUAACUACAGUUUGCAGUACACUGAGUAUGUACAUUCCUUGUAAAAUAUGUUAGGCUGUUUUUGAAUCGCAUGACAUAUUCAGUAAUUUGAUCAUUGUCUAUUUUCUAAAUUAAAUAUAAUAAACUGCAUGUAGG